AUGCGUGGAGCCGACGCCGUUAUUCAGGCACUGGAAAAAGAGGGAAUACGUUACAUAACCGGGUUCUCCGGCGGGGGUUUGGCUCCGCUUUGGGAACCGUUGCGUAAUUCCUCGACCAUCCGACCCUUCGCAGCUCGCAACGAACGCCUCGGCGUGGAAAUUGCUGAUGGCUACGCCAGGGCCACCGGUGAGGUUGGCGUUGCCAUGACCGGAACCGGCCCGGGCGCUACCAACUGCCUCACCGCCAUCGCCGGUUGCUACGCGACACAUCCCGUCUGCUUCCAGGGCCACGCACCCAUGCGUAACCUCGGUCAGAAUGCAGCAGAGGAAGGAUCGGCAGCAUCAUCUCGUAUGGUCUCUGCAAAUGGCGUGGCGCAUUAA
This is a messenger RNA of Geodia barretti, 381 nucleotides long. Lineage: Eukaryota; Metazoa; Porifera; Demospongiae; Tetractinellida; Geodiidae. The record is from the annotation of a GenBank genome assembly.